Molecule: messenger RNA, 1693 nt
Organism: Lates calcarifer (barramundi perch)
Lineage: Eukaryota; Metazoa; Chordata; Actinopteri; Centropomidae
Gene: hpxa
Product: hemopexin a
Biological process (GO): intracellular iron ion homeostasis; heme transport
Molecular function (GO): heme transmembrane transporter activity
Source: RefSeq, a predicted model, not a curated record
CUGCAAUAUAAAUGGUUGCUGCAGCAGCAGUUAGGGUACCUUUUGUCUCCCCAGGCCUCUCCAGUCUCUUCUGGACCAGAGGACUGCUCACCAUGAAGCUGCUUGCCCACAUCCUGUGUCUCUCGCUGGCUCUGGCAUGGGCUCAGUCGCAAGAAGCACAUGCAUCAGCUGUCCUUGACCGCUGUCAAGGCCUUGAGAUGGACGCUGUUGCAGUGAACGAAGAGGGAAUCCCAUACUUUUUCAAGGGUGACCAUCUGUUCAAGGGCUUCCAUGGCAAAGCAGAGCUGUCUAAUGGGUCCUUUGCCGAAUUGGAUGACCAUCACCACCUGGGCCACGUAGAUGCUGCUUUCCGCAUGCACUACGAAGACAACCCCGACCACGACCACAUGUUCUUCUUCUUGGACAACAAGGUGUUCAGUUUUUACCAACACAAGUUGGAGGAUGGCUACCCCAAGGACAUCUCUGAGGUCUUCCCUGGAAUCCCUGACCAUCUGGACGCUGCUGUAGAGUGCCCCAAGCCAGAGUGUGACGAAGACUCGGUCAUCUUCUUCAAGAAGGAUGACAUCUACCACUACAAUGUCAGAACCAAGGCUGUGGAUGAGAAAGAGUUCAAGUCUAUGCCAAACUGCACAUCUGCCUUCCGCUUUAUGGAGCACUACUACUGCUUCCAUGGACACAUGUUCUCCAAGUUUGACCCAAAGACUGGUGAGGUGCAUGGCAGAUACCCCAAAGAGGCCCGCGACUACUUCAUGAGAUGUUCAAAGUUCAGUGAUGAUAGCGACCACGUGGAGAGAGAGCGCUGUAGUCGUGUUCACCUUGAUGCCAUCACAUCUGACAAUGCUGGAAACAUGUAUGCCUUCAGAGGCCACCAUUUCAUUCGUAAAGAUGAGGGCAAUGACACACUGAAGGCUGACACCAUUGAGAAUGCCUUCAAGGAGCUGCACAGUGAGGUGGAUGCUGUUUUCUCUUAUGAGGGUCACCUUUACAUGAUCAAGGAUGACCACCUAUAUCUUUACAAAGUUGGAGAGCCCCACACCCACUUGGACGGUUACCCUAAGCCUGUGAAGGAGGAGCUGGGCAUCGAGGGUCCCAUUGAAGCUGCAUUUGUCUGCGAGGAUCAUCACAUUGCUCACAUCAUCAAAGAGGGGAAGAUUUAUGAUGUGGAGUUGAAGGCCAGCCCUCGCGUCGCAGCCAAUGAGCGUCCAAUUUCCCUGCUGAAGAAGGUCGAUGCUGCCAUGUGCGAUGCUACAGGAAUUAAAGUGAUCACAGGCAACCACUUGUACCACUUUGAGAGUACCAUGGUGUUUGUUACUGCCAAGUCCUUGCCUGAGCAGAAAAGGGUAUCCCUGGAGCUGUUCGGCUGCGAUCACUAAGAGGCUUGCUUGACAGGACUGACUAGAUUAACAACACAGUAAAACGUGGAGAAACGACAGCACCAGCAACAUCAUACAGGAGGCCCUAACAACAAGUCACCAAGCAGACAGUGGUACAAUGUUUCAUACUAACUGUUUCCCUUCUGUAUCUUACCUCAAAAUAACCCUCUGUUUUAUUUCUUUCUGGAAGGGUCCUCACUUUUCAUAAUUAAACUCAGCAGUCCUCUGUGUGCUACUAAAAAGUUAAAGGGUACUACAUGUUUUUCAGUGAUUCAUUUUGUAUGGUGUUGUUGUGAAUAAAGAGGAGAAGCAACAAACAA